CCACCCCCAAGCACCCAGAGUAUGCAGAGCACCCAGCCAACCCGCCCGCCUCCGUCAUGUUUCAUUUAUUACGUCCGCGAGCUUCCUGCCUGCCGCCUGUAAUACUUCCUCCGAGCUCCCUCUUCCUCCCAAACUCAUCCAACCUUCCAUCACCACCCUCUUCUUCCUCCGCCAUCUUUACUUUCUCCCCCUCCCCAUAAUCAUCUCUUUUCAUCUUAUCUGUAUUCGAUUUCAUUAUCAGAGCUCAUCAAUCGAGCUGUUUUCGCCCAUCAUGAGGUUCUCAACCUCCGCCCUCGUCCUCGGCGCGGCCUCCACCGCCCUUGCCUUGGACCAGCAAGUCCUCGGCGGCCAGGAUAGCCCCUUUGACUCCAUCAAGACCACCGGCGAGAACUGGCUCUCUGCCUUUGAGGACAAGUUUGGCAAGAUGACCUCUGAGGCCAAGGCCGUCUGGGACGAGAUCACCCUCCUCGCCCCCGAGGCCGUUGAGUCCUUCAAGAAGACUACCCAGGCCACCAAGCCCAAGCCUCACCACCGCAAGUCCGACAAGAAGUGGGAUCACGUCGUCAAGGGCGCCGAUGUCCAGAGCAUGUGGGUUGAGAAGGAUGGUCAGCAGCACCGCAAGAUCGCCGGUGACCUCAAGAACUUCAACCUUCGCGCCAAGAACGUCGACCCCGCCGCUCUCGGCGUCGACAAGGUCAAGCAGUACAGCGGCUACCUCGAUGAUGAGGAGAACGACAAGCAUCUCUUCUACUGGUUCUUCGAGUCCCGCAACGACCCCAAGAACGACCCCGUCGUCCUUUGGCUCAACGGUGGCCCUGGCUGCUCUUCUUUGACCGGUCUCUUCAUGGAGCUCGGCCCUGCUUCCAUCGACAAGAAGCUCAAGAUUGUCAACAACGAGUGGUCGUGGAACAACAACGCCUCCGUCAUCUUCCUUGACCAGCCCGUCAACGUCGGCUAUUCCUACUCUGGUUCCUCCGUCUCCAACACGGUCGCUGCCGGCAAGGACGUCUACGCUCUUCUCUCCCUCUUCUUCCACCAGUUCCCCGAGUACUCCAAGCAGGACUUCCACAUUGCUGGCGAGUCGUACGCCGGCCACUACAUCCCCGUCUUCGCCUCUGAAAUUCUUUCCCACGAGGAUCGCAACAUUAACCUGAAGAGUGUCUUGAUCGGCAACGGUCUCACUGACGGCUGGACCCAGUACGGGUACUACCGCCCCAUGGCUUGCGGCGAGGGUGGCUACAAGGCUGUUCUCGAUGAGGGCGAGUGCCAGGCCAUGGACAAUGCUCUCCCCCGUUGCCAGAGCUUGAUCAAGAACUGCUACGACUCUGGCAGCGUCUGGUCUUGUGUCCCCGCUAGCAUCUACUGCAACAACGCCCUCAUCGGCCCCUACCAGCGCACCGGCCAGAACGUCUACGACAUCCGUGGCAAGUGCGAGGACAGCAGCAACCUCUGCUACUCUGCCCUUGGCUGGAUCAGCGAGUACCUCAACCAGGACGAGGUCAAGGAGGCUCUCGGUGCCGAGGUCGACAGCUACGACAGCUGCAACUUUGACAUCAACCGCAACUUCCUCUUCGCCGGUGACUGGUUCCAGCCCUUCCACCGCAUCGUUCCCAGCCUUCUCGAGAAGAUCCCCGUUCUUAUCUACGCUGGCGAUGCUGACUACAUUUGCAACUGGCUCGGCAACCGUGCCUGGACCGAGGCUCUUGAGUGGCCUGGCCAGAAGGGUUUCAACAAGGCCGAGGUCAAGGGUCUUACCGUUGGCAAGGGUGAGGAGUACGGAAAGGUCAAGUCCAGCGGCAACUUCACCUUCAUGCAGUUGUACGGCGCCGGACACAUGGUCCCCAUGGACCAGCCCGAGGCCUCGUCCGACUUCUUCAACCGCUGGCUUGGCGGUGAGUGGGCUGCGUAA
This is a messenger RNA of Colletotrichum phormii, 1909 nucleotides long. RefSeq names its product serine carboxypeptidase. The transcript has 2 exons. Lineage: Eukaryota; Fungi; Ascomycota; Sordariomycetes; Glomerellales; Glomerellaceae. The record is from RefSeq and is a predicted model, not a curated record. Gene Ontology annotation, biological process: proteolysis. Gene Ontology annotation, cellular component: fungal-type vacuole. Gene Ontology annotation, molecular function: serine-type carboxypeptidase activity. The coding region runs from base 272 to 1909 and encodes 545 amino acids.